Molecule: messenger RNA, 1805 nt
Organism: Onychostoma macrolepis
Lineage: Eukaryota; Metazoa; Chordata; Actinopteri; Cypriniformes; Cyprinidae
Product: small integral membrane protein 32-like
Exons: 2
Coding region: 1089-1412 (107 amino acids)
Source: RefSeq, a predicted model, not a curated record
AUUUACUUAUUGUAGAAUUAGGCUAUGUGCAAAGUUAUGUGCACUGUAAUGUUCAAAGCAAAUGUCGUUAGAGGGGAAGAUUUUAAAACGACCGGUUAAUUCAUAAACUUGUAAGACCUUACCUUCACGCUGUGGAAAUACAAACGGAAGACCGAAGACAACGAGAACAUCGCUGAAAAGGGGCGGGGCCAUAUAUAAGAUCUAUGGUGUCUUGGCUUGGACGUUAAUAGCUAAUUAUCGUAUAGGUAUCGUUAUCGUUCUAAGUGUGAACGGGCCUUAAUGACAUCAGCUUCUCAAAUGGUCCCUUUAAAUGGCUGGUUCACCUGAUAGGCUGCAUGUUUCUCUCUCUCUCUCUCCCGGUAAAACCUCUCUGAGACAUUCCGCACCCUCCUGAAACUCUUCCACUCACUUUGUCUCAAAUUGAAGAGUCUGUCUGAGGAGAGAGAGGGAGAGAGACAUAACAUAAGCGCAUCUCCACUGCGCACAGAGAACCGCUCGUGUAUAUUUGGUUUCUAUGUUUCUUUUAUUUGUUCGUAAAUAUUCUUCCUCUCCAGCCGAACGGAUCGAUCGACCCCAGUUACCUUAGGUCGCGGAUGAAGGAUGUGCGCGUGGAGAGCCACUUUCCCUGGAUAUAAACAUGAGACGGGAUGUUAGUUAGACGGGCGCCGGUCCAAACCAUGGAAACCUGUCGAAAAGGAGUGAUUCUGUGUGUGCGAGGAUACUGAGACCCGUCAUGCGCUGUUAUUGACCUUCACUGCGCUUUUUUUUUUUUUUGGGGACAUUUGGAUCCGUCGGUGUGAUUGGAGAGGUCUUCUCUCUCCGCUAGCGCAUAAAUCUAUGGAAAAGCACACAUUGGGACAUGGAUAAACUGAUUGAGCCAUCUAUGGAUGUAGUGCCGAUGAUCAGAGCCCCUGUCUGAGGUGUGUUGGAGGUCUGGUGGUCUUGGGGAGUUCGUGGAAUGCGAACGCAACGACGCGUCGCGUCCUCCUUGCCCUGCUGUCCGCGGCGCACAGACGGUAAGCGAAACCCUGAAAGCUCUGAAAUAACGCGCAACAGACACAGAGCGCGCAUCUCAGUCUAGAUUCAUCAUGCUGAGGCAGAUGCUGUUGAACUCCACGGCAGCGGCGCGAGACUUCGAUCUGAUGAGCAGCACACACACGCCGGCGUCUCUGAACGUGUCCCACGGGCCCGUGAGUGUGUCGGCCCUCCUGAAGCCCACGGGCCGCGGGAGCGCCCUGCGAGAGGGAGAGCCUGACAAACCGGACCUGGCCACGUAUGUGGUGAUGUGUCUGGUGCUCUUCCUGCUGGUCCUCCUCAUCGUGUUCUUCAUCAACUGUCAGCUGAGGAACUCUUUCUUCGCCUCCAUGCCUUACGACCGCUCACUGCGAGAGGCCCGCAGCUCCUACAAAUGACCCGCUUGAGCCCCGUCCAGGCAAACUGGUUUGGAAAAGAGAUUGAUCCCGAACUCACCCAUAUGAUUGAUCUGUCUGUAUAUAAUGACUGUUUUGUACUUCUGCACGGCCUUUUCUGUCCAUAUAUGGUUUAUCACGAGUCGUGUGCGUUAUGUAAGAGAUUAGUUUCUUGUACGAUGUUAAACCAUGAUUAAAUCUCACAUUCAUGACCGUCUGUGUCUGGAAAAUGUGCUGAUAUUGAUCACGGUUGAUAGGAUGAGGUUGUGAUGAGAAGAAGCAAACAUGCAGAUCAUUUCAGCUCUUCCGCUUUUAAUUGAGCACACAGGUACGGCCUGGCGGUUAAAGGAAUCAUGUCUUCAUCCUCUUGUCGUCAUUUACUCAUCCUUGUGUGUU